AUGUAUGCCAAAAUUGAGACUGAACGACUUAACUGGAUCCGUAAUAACCAAAAAAAGCUGAGAAGUGAGGAAUAUGUUCUUUUAAAGGAUGCUUUGACGAAAAAUGAUGGACAAUCAUCAACUAUCGGAAAAAUGGUUGUGUUACCUUCUUCUUUUACUGGUGGACCCCGUUAUAUUCAUGAGCGAACUCAGGAUGCAAUGACAUAUGUUCGACAUUAUGGACGGCCAGAUUUGUUUAUUACUUUCACCUGCAAUCCCAAGUGGCCAGAAAUAACAGAGCUUUUGCGUCAAGGUCAAAAAUCACAUGAUCGACAUGACAUUGUAGCGAGAGUUUUUAAUGUAAAAGUAAAACAUAUGAUGAAGCUUCUUACAGUGGGUAGUAUUUUUGGUAAAACAAAAUGUCAUAUGUACACUAUCGAAUGGCAGAAACGUGGACUUCCUCAUGUUCACAUUCUACUGUGGUUGGAAGAAAAAAUAAGAUCUGAGUCUGUUGACCAAAUUAUAAGCGCUGAAUUACCUGAUCCUAACCUAGAUCCAGAUCUUUUUGAAAUCAUAAAAUCAACCAUGAUUCAUGGUCCAUGUGAAACUGUCACUGGAGACGAUGGCUAUCCUCAGUAUCGCAGACAAUCUCCAGCAGAUGGUGGAAUGAAAAUAACCCUUAACGGAGUUGAAGUUGACAAUAGAUGGGUAGUCCCGUACAAUCCCGUUCUGUCCCGUACUUUUAAAGCUCAUAUUAAUGUGGAAUAUUAUAAUUCUGUUAAGUCUAUUAAAUACAUUUGUAACUACCUUAAUAAAAGAUCUGACCGAGCAGCGUUUACCGUUGAGGAUUUUGAUGAGGUGAAAAAGUACCAAGCAGGACGUUACAUUAGUAGUUCUGAAGCGGUUUGGCGCAUACUUUGUUUUUCUAUUCAUGACAGAUUUCCUUCUGUCAUGCAUCUUGCUGUACAUCUUGAAAACGGUCAACGAGUUUACUUCACAGAAGGAAAUGUAAUUGAUAAAGUUGUUAAUUCACCAAAGACAACUCUAAUGGCUUUUGUUGAACUUUGCAACUGUGAUAAUUUUGCAAAAACUCUUUUUUACUUUGAAGUUCCGGCUUACUAUGUAUGGAAGAACAACCACUUUGAAAGGCGGAAAAAAGGUAAGUAG
Messenger RNA from Cotesia glomerata, 1146 nucleotides. RefSeq lists its product as uncharacterized. The transcript has 2 exons. NCBI's taxonomy places the organism in Eukaryota, Metazoa, Arthropoda, Insecta, Hymenoptera, Braconidae. Bases 1 to 1146 code for a protein of 381 amino acids. The record is from RefSeq and is a predicted model, not a curated record.